GCCCUUCGCGAGGAUGCUCAUUGAGAACACAACCAAGCUGGUGGCUGAGGCUGUGGAGGAGUUCUUUGGGACGAAGCUGGCCGCCACGGAAACUUGCAACGCAAGCCUGGCCGACGGUGUUGCCACAAUCGUCAAGACCGCCACCGACAAAGUGACGGCGUUUGCUGAGGAGCCAACUGAGAGCAAGAUCAGGGAGGCGUUCGCCAACUUCACGAAGGAGUAUCCCAAGCUGGCCGGCCUCUCCGCCAUCGCCGAUGCUCACGUCAUGCCCGUCAAGCUGGCGUACCUGCGGAGCCUCGUCAGCGGGGCGUGCUACAACGACUCCAGCAAGACGAUGCUGAAGCUGUUUGCCAUCGAGGGCGCCGUCGACCGCUUCUUCCUGCCCGCCGUCUUUCGCGCGCUCCUCCCCCCCCCUCCUUUUGGGCCCCACGGACCCCCCCACCACGGUCCACAUCACCAUCACCACCCCCACGGCCCUCCCAGAGACGAUGACGACGAAGAUGACGUCACUGAUGAUGACGAUAACGAAGGUGUUAACUGGGACGACUCCGCCUGCGACGACGAGGACGGUGACGUCAGCGUGGAUGACGUGGCGCCGAAGGGAGCGGACAGCUGGAUUGACCCGCGCUGGCUGGAGAGCGGAGCGCCCGUCGAGAAGAAGUGCCCGCACCGGAAGCCGGACCCCGAGAAGCUCAAGAAAUGCGUCGCUACUAACCUGGAGCUGUCCCGCGCGGUGGUUAAGAAGGCGGCCUUCAUGCUGUGCAACGGGCCGAAGCCCCCCCACAUUCAGAAGAUCGUUGCGGAAGUGUGCGGGUUUGCGGAAGAGAACAAGGAACUGGUUCGCACCACGGUUCUGCUGCGCCUCCAGCCGUGGAAGAUCGCCAUCGGCGCCUGCCUCCCUCCCCCCCCUCACCACGGGCCCCACGGACCCCCUCACGGACCCCCCCACGACGAUGGGCCCGAGGGGCCCCCCGUCAAACCACCUCACGGCGGACCCCCCCAUGACGGUCCUGAGGAUGAAGAGGAGACGAAGGUGUAUUCCUUUCCUGACGUCUUCGAAGGAUCCAACGUGGCGGAAGAGAUUGCGCCGUAUUUUGCCGACUUUCUGGGGGGCUUUGGGCCGGAUCUCCUCCAGCUGAAGUAUAGGAUUCCCUCUAGGUUCGGAAGAGAAUUCUUUUCAGUGCCAACGAUCCCAUUACGAAGACCAGCACCCAAACAUUUGACCGCCAACUUCGGGGACGUGCUUGGCACAGACUUGGUCAGCGUGAUCCUUGCGAGGAUGACCAUCUGGUUGUUUGGUUAUGGCUCCCUCAUCUGGCGACCAAACUUCAAGUACGACAGGAAAGUGGACGGCUACAUCAAGGAUUGGGCGCGCGUGUUCUACCAAGGGAGUACCGACCACAGGGGAACGCCAGGCGCUCCUGGGAGAACGGUCACUCUGGAGGCGCAAAAAGGGGCGGUUACGUGGGGCACUGCGUACUGUAUAGAAGAUCAACAAGAGGCGGACCUCACUCUCUCUUACCUGGAAGUGCGGGAGAAGCAGUACGAUGUCCGGGCGAAGGUCGAUCUCUUCACCCUCGAGUCGGAAACUGUCCCUGCCGUGUCCGGCGUCUUAGUGUACAUAGCCUCUCCUAACAAAGUCUCUAACCAGAACUACCUGGGGCCUGCCCCCUUGGAAGAGAUCGCUAAGCAGAUUGCGAAAGCAAGAGGCCCCUCCGGGCCCAAUUACGAGUACCUCUUCAGGCUGGAAGAGGCCCUGUUACGGCUCGGUGUUGUGGACGACCAUGUGGUUGGGUUAUCGAAGCUGACGAGGGAGAUCAUGGGUUGCUAACGUGACUAAUCAUGGGUUGCUAUUUGUGCUUAAGCUCGACCGAUAAAAUUAGAAACCUAGCCAAGUUGCGUGAUGUGGCUUUGUGGUGGCUAUGGGGAUUGUAAGUUUGGGCGCCGUCAAAGCUUAUGACGCUUAUGGUGAUUGGGUAGUUCUCCAGAAGUAGGGCCAAAUUGGCCUAACCGUACUGAUCUACACAAGAUGCCAGGGCGGGUUGUCAAAACGAAUAACUUGGUCUAUGUUGAACUGUUUGCCUCGAUAUCACGAAGUCCAGGCAAACCAGCAAGCAGGCCAUUGUACCGGAAUUGGCAUAAUCAAGCCUUUGACGGCUCUCCAGUUAC
Molecule: messenger RNA, 2169 nt
Organism: Klebsormidium nitens
Lineage: Eukaryota; Viridiplantae; Streptophyta; Klebsormidiophyceae; Klebsormidiales; Klebsormidiaceae
Source: the annotation of a GenBank genome assembly